This is a messenger RNA of Ipomoea nil (Japanese morning glory), 1130 nucleotides long. Its product is annotated as cleavage stimulating factor 64-like. Gene Ontology annotation, biological process: mRNA 3'-end processing. Gene Ontology annotation, cellular component: mRNA cleavage and polyadenylation specificity factor complex. The transcript has a single exon. NCBI's taxonomy places the organism in Eukaryota, Viridiplantae, Streptophyta, Magnoliopsida, Solanales, Convolvulaceae. Gene Ontology annotation, molecular function: mRNA binding. Bases 81 to 1130 code for a protein of 349 amino acids. The record is from RefSeq and is a predicted model, not a curated record.
GCUUAAAUGGAAACGAAUAAUUGGGAGGAAGGAUGAAAUUGAAUCUGCAGUUUAGCUUCUUCUGAUUUCUGAUUGUAUUUAUGGCCAAUCCUGAUUCUCAACGUCGCUGUGUUUUUGUUGGGAAUAUGCCAUAUAAUACUACUGAGGAGAAGCUAGUUAAAAUUUGUGAGGAGAUUGGCCCUGUUGUUUCCUUGAGGCUAGUUACUGACAGAGAAACUGGAAAGCCCAAGGGUUAUGGAUUCUGUGAAUACAAUGAUGAAGAAACUGCCCUGAGUGCUCGCCGUAAUCUCCAGGGAUAUGAGAUCAAUGGUCGCCAAUUAAAAGUUGAUUUUGCUGAGAAUCAUAAAAUUUCUGACAAGAAUCGUGAAGAAGGCCGUGGUGGACAUGAGCCAAUUGGACAUGCAGUAGCUACCACUGCUGCUACUGCCAUGGCUGGAGCUCUUGGAGCUGCUCAAAUGGAUUCAAGUUUACAUAAUCACCCAAUUGAUCCUUUGUCACUUUAUCUUUCCAAAAUGUCAAGGAGUGAGCUGUAUGAAAUUAUUUCUGAUAUGAAGGCUAUAGCAACACAAAACAAGGAACAAGCUCGCCAAAUAUUACAUACAAUUCCUAACUUACCUAAAGCAAUCUUCCAGGCACAACUAAUGCUGGGAUUGGUUACUCCUCAAAUGUUACCUCAAGCAGGGAUUGUUCAAUCUGCUGCAUUCCAGCCUUCAUUGGCACCAAGCUCUUCGGCAUUGUCUACUCCUCUGGACAACAUUAUUAAGGGUUGUCUUGAAACCCAGAUUGUUGCUAACAAUUCUGCUUCGCUCAAUAAAACAAUUCCCACUUCAGGUUUGCCAAAGAGAGCUAGAGCCCCAAAUGAUAGUAUAGAUGCGAUGAAUCAUCGCCCAUCAAAGUUGUCAAAACUAAAUGAUGGAAGGAGUUGCUAUUCACCACCUGAAUUAAAUGUAGUUCUGAGAAGAGAAGAGGCUUCUAGUUUUGAGAAGCAUGCUCUUCAGAUAACCCCAGAUGUAGAGUCAGCCUUAUUGCAGCAAGUGAUGAGUCUCACGCCACAACAGUUAAACUCAUUGCCCCAAGAUCAGCAACAACAGGUCUUUCAGCUUCAACGGAUGCUUCGGCAGUCAGCAUAA